Rhincodon typus (whale shark) is the source of this 975-nucleotide messenger RNA. It is a transcript of the gene ormdl2, whose product is annotated as ORMDL sphingolipid biosynthesis regulator 2. Lineage: Eukaryota; Metazoa; Chordata; Chondrichthyes; Orectolobiformes; Rhincodontidae. The transcript is spliced from 5 exons. The record is from RefSeq and is a predicted model, not a curated record. Gene Ontology annotation, biological process: negative regulation of ceramide biosynthetic process; intracellular sphingolipid homeostasis; ceramide metabolic process. Gene Ontology annotation, cellular component: endoplasmic reticulum membrane. Bases 221 to 682 code for a protein of 153 amino acids.
GGUGACAAGUUAGGUUGAGCGGAGGCGGUCUUCCUGUUCGCAGUUAAAGGAGCUGGUGGACGUUGGAGAUUCCACUGGCACUAUUUUGAAGAAGAGCGGGAAGAGUUUUCCCUCGUAUCCUGGAACCGUCAUUCUCCUUCAACAAACAUCAUUAUCAGAAACAGACUUAAUAGUUAUUCAAUCUCAUUGCUGUUGGUGGAAUUUUGUGUGAGGAGACAGGAUGAAUGUUGGUGUCGCUCACAGUGAGGUUAAUCCAAACACCCGGAUAAUGAACAGCCGGGGAAUCUGGCUGGCCUACCUCAUUUUAGUCGGAAUUCUCCACGUCGUCCUGCUGAGCAUUCCAUUCUUCAGCAUUCCUGUGGUGUGGACUCUUACUCAUGUCAUCCAUAACUCGGCAAUGUAUUGGUUUUUGCACACGGUUAAAGGAACACCAUUUGAAACUCCAGACCAGGGUAAGGCACGAUUACUUACACAUUGGGAGCAAAUGGAUUAUGGGAUCCAGUUUACGUCUUCACGCAAGUUUCUCACCAUCACUCCAAUAAUUCUGUAUAUGCUAGCAAGUUUCUACACUAAAUAUAACGUUGUUCAUUUCCUGGUGAACACCACAUCUUUGCUCACCGCACUCAUUCCCAAACUCCCACAGCUGCAUGGUGUCCGAAUCUUUGGCAUCAACAAGUAUUGAAUGGGUGCAUGACCUCUGGGUGAAUGCUGAAAGGUGAUGCUGCCAGUAGCUCCAAACAACCUCAGAAAGGGACCAGCAUGAGCAAUGCGCACAAUGUACUGAGACAAUGGCUGAUGAAGGAACUGCUGGCACUACCUCUUGAAACAUCAACUGUUUUUCUUACUUGUGCAAGUGAAAGACUUUGUAUGUAUGAGUUUACUCCUGUGUAUAAGCUGCUCAUGUAUAAUUUUGUACUUUUUUUUUCUCCUUCUUUGCAUUAUAUGUAUACAAUUAAAAGAGAUUUACGUCAAUAA